AUGGCAGGACAAAGUGGCAUCAAGCACCCCAAUGGCACCUUCACGCCACUAGACUGGACGAUCUUUUCCAACACUAUCGAUGGCAAGCAGGUACAAACGGCCAAGACCAGACACAGCAUCAACCCUGCCAAUGGUGAAGUUGGUCCAGACGUGCCAUUGUCAACGCCAGAAGACGUCCAAAAUGCCAUGAUUGCGGCACAAAAGGGGUUCGCUAUCUGGUCAAUUGUUCCUUGGGAGGAGCGCAAAAAGGCUGUGCUCGCAUUUGCAAACGGAAUUAGGGAAGAAAUGGACGGUUUCGUCAAGAUGCUCACCCGCGAACAAGGCAAGCCUCUGACCUUCGCCAGAAUGGAGCUCGACACGGCUGCGAGUUUCACCGAAACCGUGGCCAAUCUCGUUCUGUCCGAGGAGCGUUAUCAAGCUGGGGACGCUGACACCGUGGUACGCUACACCCCUCUCGGGGUCUGUGUAGGAAUUGUGCCGUGGAACUUUCCCAUUCUGCUUGCUUGCGGAAAAUUGGCACCAGCUUUGCUUACAGGCAACUCCAUCAUCAUCAAACCUUCACCUUUUACCCCCGCCGGUGGUCUUAAGCUGAUCGAGCUUGCCCAGCGCUAUUUCCCAGCCGGAGUGGUGCAAAGUCUCUCUGGCGAUGAUAGUCUAGGGCCAUUAUUGACCUCUCAUCCGGUACCCGCGAAGAUCAGCUUUACUGGUUCCACAUUCACCGGUAAGAAGGUCAUGGAGUCGGCGAGCAAAACCCUAAAGAGAGUGACUCUUGAGCUUGGCGGUAAUGACCCGGCAGUUGUUCUUGAUGACAUUAAUAUCAACGCCGUUGCCCCAAAAAUUGCUCAACUAGCCUUCUUGAACUCUGGCCAGAUCUGCUUGGCCCUGAAACGCAUAUUCGUCCACGAGAGCAUUUUUGACGAGUUCCGUGAUGCACUCGUCAAAGCCACCAAAGAGUUGAAGCUCGGUCCAGGCACAGAUGAAGGUGUUUUCCUCGGUCCCGUUCAGAACGCCAUGCAAUAUGAGCGUGUCAAGGGGUUCUUUAACGACAUCGAGAAAGAGAAAUGGAAUGUCGCGGUUGGGGGUAAAAAUCCUGAAGGAAAAGGCUACUUCAUCACUCCCACCAUCAUCGACCGACCGAAGGAAGGCUCAAGGAUUGUCGUGGAGGAACCUUUCGGACCUAUCGUCCCUCUCCUAACUUUCAGCAACGAUGAAGAGGCCAUACAAAAGGCUAACAACACUCAGUACGGACUCGGAGCUUCGGUAUGGUCUUCAAACAUAGAACGGGCCAAUGAAAUCGCCCGAAAGUUGCACGCCGGCAGCGUCUGGGUGAAUACCCACUUCGAACUAGACGCUCGUGUUCCCUUUGGCGGACACAAGGAGAGUGGCAUCGGGGUCGAGUUCGGUAUUGGUGGACUCAAGUCGUACUGCAACUCACAGACUUUGUACCUCAAGAAAGCUUGA
Exophiala aquamarina CBS 119918 is the source of this 1461-nucleotide messenger RNA. RefSeq names its product aldehyde dehydrogenase (NAD+). Gene Ontology annotation, molecular function: aldehyde dehydrogenase (NAD+) activity. The transcript has 6 exons. Bases 1 to 1461 code for a protein of 486 amino acids. NCBI's taxonomy places the organism in Eukaryota, Fungi, Ascomycota, Eurotiomycetes, Chaetothyriales, Herpotrichiellaceae. The record is from RefSeq and is a predicted model, not a curated record.